Mercurialis annua (annual mercury) is the source of this 1929-nucleotide messenger RNA. RefSeq names its product mitotic checkpoint serine/threonine-protein kinase BUB1. The record is from RefSeq and is a predicted model, not a curated record. Gene Ontology annotation, biological process: mitotic spindle assembly checkpoint signaling; meiotic sister chromatid cohesion, centromeric; protein phosphorylation. The transcript is spliced from 15 exons. NCBI's taxonomy places the organism in Eukaryota, Viridiplantae, Streptophyta, Magnoliopsida, Malpighiales, Euphorbiaceae. Gene Ontology annotation, molecular function: protein kinase activity; ATP binding. Bases 129 to 1697 code for a protein of 522 amino acids.
CACCACUAAUAAGACACCUGAGAAGUUAAUUUUUUGAAAAAUUAUCAAUUUCCAUUUACGCGCUCCCUUCCAUUUACCUCUCUAUCUCAUCAAUUCAAACUCCAAUUCACAUCUGAGAAUUACAAGGAAUGCGCAGCAUACCAGACGACGCCGUUUUCUCUCACGAUCCUCUCCUGCCAUGGCUACUGUCAAUCAAGAAGGCACUUGAUAACAAAUCAUACGGUGCAGAUUUAAACAAGCUUUUAUUGGAAUGUAUUUAUACUUUCAAGCAUAAUGCACAGUAUCGCAACGAUCCUAGGUUUCUCAAGAUUUGGAUCCUUUAUUUGGAAGGCAAUGAAAAUUGUGAAAGUGUUUUCAAAGAAAUGGAGGAGAACAAUAUAUGUUGUGACUAUUCAUUGCUGUACGAACUUUAUGCGGGAUUGCUUGAAAUAAAAGAGAAUUGGGAGGAAGCACAUAAGGUUUAUCUGAUUGGCAUUUCAAGGAAAGCUAAACCCCUUGAAAGUUUGAGGACUGCACAUGCUUCAUUUCUUGAUCGGUUGUCUCACAGGAUUAAUGCUUGUUCACUUCAAAAGGUUGAUGGCAGUGACUCCAUUAGCUCAGGGAAAUUAGAUAUUAAUCCAUGGUCCACAUCCACCAGGGAAGAGCUAUAUAAGAAGAUAAAUGCCCAGAUUAUGAAAUAUGAUGGAUACCAUCUGUAUAAGAAAGCAUAUCCUGGAAAAGUGGACUUGUCUUCUCUAGGCAAUGCGUCGAGGAAUAAAGUUGUUAAGAUAGGUGGAAAGCUUUACCAAAUCAAGGGCUGUGCUGGUCAAGGUGGUUUUGCUAAAGUCUAUAGAGCAUUUGAAAACAGUAAUCCGGAUGAGGUUGUUGCACUAAAGAUCCAGAAGCCUCCAUUUCCUUGGGAAUUUUACGUGUAUCGCCUUCUUGAUCAACGAAUCUCUGACGAGCAAAGGUCGAGUUUUGGUCUUGCUCACGGAAUGCAUGUCUAUUCUGACUACAGCAUACUUGUUUCUAACUACCUACCCCAUGGGACAUUCCAUGAUGUCAUUAAUUCUUAUGUUGUUGUGGGCAAGCCUAUGGAGGAGGUUUUAUGCAUUUAUUACACCAUAGAGAUGCUCUACAUUUUGGAGAUUAUACAUGGUGCUGGCUUAAUUCACGGUGACUUCAAGCCUGACAAUUUGCUUCUUCGUUAUUCCAGGGAAGAUCUCACUGUAGAUGGGUUUGAGAAUAGAACUGGCCCUUGGGUUGAUCAGGGCCUAUGCCUUGUUGAUUGGGGAAAGGGAAUAGACCUUCAUCUCUUUCCAAAUGACAUUAAGUUUAAGGGAGACUGCCGGACUUCUGGCUUUCGCUGUAUCGAAAUGAAAGAAGACAGGCACUGGAAGUUUCAGGUGGACACUUAUGGCCUUUGUGUAAUUGCGCAUAUGAUGCUACAUAAUUCCUACAUGGAGGUUGAAAAGAAAUCAACAUCUGAUGGUGGCUUUGUUUAUCUACCAAAAACUCCUUUUAGAAGAUAUUGGAACGUUGAUCUAUGGAAGGAACUCUUUACGAGGCUACUAAAUAGUAGUAGCCUUGAGAAUGACAAACAGUUACUGCAAGACUUAAAGGAACGGUUUCAGAAUCACUUGUGUACUAAUCAUCAACUGUUAAAGAAGCUGAAAGACUUGCUGGCAAAGCAAAGGCUUUCCUUCUGUUCCGCUUAGCAUACUCUCGACCAUUCUUCCCCCAGAUUAUGAAGAAUUCACUCAAUUGUGGUUUGCCUGAAGAUAUGAAACAUGCACAUAUGUAAAGAGUGUUGUAGGCUUGUUGUAUCCACCAAAAAUUUCCAGAAUAUGUAUAAUUGUUUAUUUUUCAAUUGUUUAAAUCUUCUAAAAAUAGUCUCCUUCAGUUUGUAUUUAGUUUUCAAUUCUUUUUAGAUGAUUUCAUUUUAUUUCA